Sphaeroforma arctica JP610 is the source of this 4035-nucleotide messenger RNA. RefSeq lists its product as hypothetical. NCBI's taxonomy places the organism in Eukaryota, Ichthyosporea, Ichthyophonida. The coding region runs from base 1597 to 2388 and encodes 263 amino acids. The record is from RefSeq and is a predicted model, not a curated record. The transcript has a single exon.
ACCAGAGAGCCCACCAGAUCAUUCUUCGCUUUCUUUCCACAACCACGGACUUCUCUCCAUAAUGAUACGUUGCUUUCAUACGUUGAUCCGUAGAAUUAAACACCACUCUACAAAGGACAAGAAGAACAUUAAUCACGCUUACCUUCGACGCUUCCGGCGCAAAGACGAUGAGGCACUCCGAGAAUGGGCUUUUCGAUGCGAACUCCUUUAAUAAGAACGCACAAGAACAGGGCACUUCUUUCUCCAACGACUACGCACAAGAUUUAUACUUAUCUGGUCUUCCUGAUUCCUAUCAGGAACAGACCAAAGGCUAUCUUCUCGGUCAUUCCACUGCCACGCGACGUGCCAUUUACAUUUAAGAUCUUUGUCUAUACAUUGAAGAAUGGGAGUCAACAAACUGACUGCUCCUACCGCUAUAACCACAACGCCAGUUGCACCCACACACCGCCAGUUCCUGGGCUACGUGUGCUGGUCCACACAGCACCACUCCGGCCGAUGCACGAAAGUCUGUGGCAAAUGUGAGGACAAACAGCACACCGCACGAGACUGCAAAUCAACUGCACUAUCUUGUACCAACUGCAAUCGUCAAAAUGACUUGGCAAUCGUAUGUAGUAAGUGCGCAAAUAAAAUCAAUUUUCCCUAUGCUCUGUCUAUUCCCCAACUCCCCCCUCCGGAAUACGUUGUAACCCGAAUCCAACACACAGACAACAAUACGUCACUACCACACCAGGCCCCUCUCCUCAUAGACGGGGGCGCAACUGUUAAUUACCUCAACACCCAUGCUCGUCACCGACUUAUCUCCAUGGAGCAAGGUCGCUUCCCACUUCAACUGGCAGACGAAUCAACCAUCACCCACAAAUCGUCCAUCCACGUUGACACGGCGACAUUUUGACUUCCUCUCCGAACGAGCAUAUGGAAACCCUCUCUGUUCCGACAUAUACAAAUUAACCAGUACAGCCACCAAAAUGCCACACUCGCCAUGGUCAUCCCCCUUCGUCCCUGUGCAAAAUGGUGGACGGCAGUAAGUGCUCGCUUCCAAUGUGACCCAUUUCUUAUUAAGAAUACCGACUCAACAUUUCUCCGUCACGGUACAAACAUCGUCGAAAAACCAUCCUGGCUUUACACAAUCGUUGCCCUCGUCGGACCACUUCACACAGCUGUUCGCCACUUCCCGGCCCUUACCGCUGCCAUCAUGCAUGCUCGAGCGAAUCCAGAAUAUGAGAAACAUUGUCCCGUAUGCAUCGAAGCCAAACUCAGAGCAAAGGGCGUAUCUCAUUCCUCCACUGACACCAUAUAUGGCCCUGCAGAGAAGCUCCAUAUAGACUUACAGGGUCCCAUUCCCAGGGACCGUGACGGCAAUAUCUACGCAUUAAAUAUGGUGGACAAAGGAUCAACCUUCGGGCUCCACAAAAACCUGCCCACUAAGAUGCCAUUAGAAUAACAUGUCGGCAAGCUUCUCACACGCAUACCGCCCCAUUGGAAGCCUCACACUCUCACAGCUGAUCGUGACUCUGUCCUCCAGAGUGCCAUCUUGAAGGACCACUGUACAUCUCUCGGCAUACAACUCCGAGUUACGCCCCCCCCCAUACCCCACAAAUGAAUUCCAUCGUCGAACGGCAACACGCGACCCUCAACAACUUGGUUCGCUGUCUCCUUCUCGAGAACGACAUACCUCUCCCUCUAUGGGGCUUUGCAAAGGCAUUCGCCGAUACCCUCCGCAACCGGACCCCACCGAGGAACUCCAAGCUAUUCUCACCUAGCUGUUCUUUCCACACAUGCGAUUCGGAUGCGUCGUCGCAUAUAAAAUCCACAAAGCUUCCGGUACCCCCAAUCUCCACAAAUAAAGCCCCCAAUGUGGCUUCGGUGUCUUACUUGGUUAUACACUCCACGGCACCAACGACACAUUCAAGAUCCAGAGUUUCUCAACCCAACAGAUCCUCCACAGCCGAGAUGUUCAAUUCUUCACUGAGGAACGCCCUCAAUGGUCGUCUUCCGGGAAACAUGUCACCCGCAGUUUCACACCAUCGUCCUGGGUUAUGCUCCCCGGCUGGGCUACUGCUUCUCGCCACAUUGCCGUUGAUAUCCCCUUUAUCCCUCCUGUUCUCUCUCCCAUACCCCUACCGCCAUCUGUGCCCCCAGCGCCUACCCCCAUCGCCACACCUCAGACGACUAACCCGCACCCUGUACCUCCAGUACCUACCCCCAUCGCCAUCCCGCCCCGGACUACCGCUGUCCCUCUAUCCCCACCUAUACUCCCGGCCCCUUCCCCUAUCCCCCUACCCCGGGCGCCUACCAGCGAUCACGUCCCCAGCGAUGAUAUACCCCCCGUUCCUUCUCCUCUCCCACUCCCCCCUAUCAUCCCCCCACCCCCAGUCGCCAUUCCAUUAGCUUCAUCCACGCCAUCUCUCCCGGACAUUACCUAGGAUUUCGCCUUCAAUCUCAACUUGGCUCCAGACACAAACGUCUACGACCCUGGCCCUGCUGCCGACUUCUCUGAUUCCGUCAAAGCUCAGAUCGCUCUUCUUCAACAUGACCACCAAUCAUGCGAUCCCCACAAUGUACCACGUGUUCCAAGAUUGCAUCUCAGAGACGGCACCUCGCACACCGCCAACACCAACUAACCCACAGCAUACGAACCGUUUCACCUACAUCUAAGCCUGAAUUUACUCUACGUAACGCUAUUGAUAUACUCGAUGACAUUGUGCCCAAAAGUAUCUCUAAAGCACGCGCAUCCGCCGAAUGGCCGUCCUGGUCCGAAGCUAUCGACCGCGAACGCAGUGUCACUCUCGUAACCAGUUAGCCGACAUCAUUCCCUUGUUCUCCGUCCCACCUCAGGCUAAAAUAAUCCACUCUAAGUAUGUGUUUACACGUAAACACGACGAAAAUGAAGCUCUUACCAUUCAUAAGGAUCGCAUGGUGGCGAGGGGUGACGAACAACUCCAUGACGACUCCUUUUGGGACACAUCGUCAUCCACCACCCUACGGACCUUCCUGGCUAUGGCCGCAUUCAAAAACAAGACUGUCCAUCAGUUCGAUGUCAACACAGCCUACCUAUGCUCUAAGCUCGAUACCCCAGUCUUCAUGUACCCUCCCAAGGGCAGUGUUGAAUUGGGCCACUAUCCACCGAACACCGUCCUUAAACUGCUCCGCGGUCUCUACGGCCUGAAACAGGCCGGCCGCCUAUGGAAUUAGGAUAUUGGGCGUACACUCUGCCACCUCGGAUUCCGCCAGAGUGCCCAAGACGAAAAUAUUUGGAUCCAUACAUCUCGCGAUAUCAUCCUUCUUGUUUACGUUGACGAAGUAGUCCCGGCAAUCACCCACAACUCCGACAGUGCCGAUUGGCUAUUCAUCCAGUUAUCCCGCACCUACAGCAUGAAGAAUCUUGGAUCAGCUCACCAUCUUGUGGGCCUCCGUAUAGUCCAACAACCUUUCGGCUCCAUCGCUAUAUUGCAAGAUGCAUCAUACAUCGAGCGAAUGCCCUUCACUUUCCAGGCUUCUACUGCCCUGCCCAAAAACACUCCCAGCUCCGGCGCCCACCCAGGUACACUCACUGGCCCUUUAUUUCAUGGCAAAUACCGCAAGCUUCUCGGAGCUCUUGGCUUUGCCGCCAACAUGACACGCCCUGACAUCGCGUGUGCUCUUAUUAAUCAGCUUGCGACAUUUAGCAUCGCGCCCAUUACUUCCCACUACGAUGCCCUCACUCGUAUUCUCCAUUACCUGAUGACUACCAAGUCCCUGGCUCUCGAAUACACGGUUGCUCCUGACUCUCGACCUCUUGAUCAGCACAUAACUGCGUUCACGGAUUCCGACUGGGGCUCCUGCCCCCUCACACACAAGUCCCACAUGGGCACCAUCAUUUGCAUCAAUAACACUCCUCCAUUGGAGGAGCCAGAAACAAAAGACGGUUAGUAUUAGCUCCACGGAAGCAGAAUACAUUGCUGCUUAUGAAACCACAAGGGACACCGCUGGGUUCGCAACGUUCUCAAUGCUCUCGGACAGACAACCUCACACCCGACUCACCUCCACAUUGACAAC